AUGCCUCUCUCCAUUUCUCCUGUCCCUGAAAUAUCCAUCUCGCUUGCCUCCCCCGAGGAAUGUCGCUCAGAGCCGUUUUCUCCGUUCUCUCCCAAAGGCCAGUGCUUUCCUCACGAAGAGGAUGACUCCAGCUUCCGGGCUACCUUACUAUCCCCACCGCCUCUAUUCUCGCCACGACAGUUAUCCCCCCUUCGCCCUGCAGAUUCUCCUGUCAAGGGCCAGGGUUUGGAGAGGGAUCGCUUUGAGGCGAUGAUGAGGGCUUCCAGAGAACGCAACAUUGCUAUCGGAAGCAAGAGGGAUGUCGAUCUCCGCAAAGAGAUUGCCAUCAAGGUGCACAAGAGCAAGCAGGCUGAACGCCGUGCUCUGUUCCUCUCGAAGGUGCAGGCCCCGCCCUCGCCGACGGCUACUCUGACACCCAAGACUCCUCCGGAGUCCCCGGCUAUCUUCCACUAUAGCCUGCCCUCUCCAGGUUUAACGUCCCCAGGCGAAGUCUUCGAGAUGUUAGCGCUCGAAGAAACCAUGGAGCGUAAGCCUUGGGUCGAGCAGGUUGACUUCCGUAUUCACGGACACCCCGUCUCAACGCCGUCGCUCAGAUCAGCGCCAUUGCUGCGUACAAAGAAGCAGCUUCCAUCGCUUGAUCAGAUCACCGCGCGCCUGGCUUCGCAGGGCAAUUUCGCCGCACCCGCAGCAGGCUUGCAGUCCGCGCGGUUGCCUGCAUUUUUACAGUCAGCUAGGCGCAUCCCUGCAGCGCAGUUGCGCGAUGAUGCAAACAUUUCCCUGUCGAAGUCUCGGCCGACUCCUCCCCCUGGUGUGGGCCGUCUGCAAUUCCCGGUCAGGUCGUUGCCAGACCUUCCGAAAAUAGUAAUUCGCGAACCCGCCCUAUAUCUUCCCCCUACAUCCCCCACCCUUGCACCGGCACCAAAGCUUCAGAUCGUCACCACUGUGGUCCCGCGCACGUCCUCCGUCUCCCCCAGCCAGUUCACCGAGUCCAAUCUCCAGGCGUGGGAGGAGAGUUCCCGCCAGAACACUGCCCGUAACAUGUUGACGCGGCUGCGGCGCCGUACGAUGCUGCCCGAGUCAACUCGCGAGACUGCGGCAGGCGAGGACGAAGAGGAGCGGAAGGUCAGGAGACGCAGCGCUCCGCCGGAGCUCCCUCGGCGAGAGCGAAAGGGAUUCUCCCACCCUGUCCUCGACUUACCGGGGGCAUUCUGA
Sparassis crispa is the source of this 1212-nucleotide messenger RNA. RefSeq lists its product with no specific name. Bases 1 to 1212 code for a protein of 403 amino acids. The record is from RefSeq and is a predicted model, not a curated record. NCBI's taxonomy places the organism in Eukaryota, Fungi, Basidiomycota, Agaricomycetes, Polyporales, Sparassidaceae. The transcript has 2 exons.